UUUGACCCCGAGCGCUACCAACAUGAUUGGAACGUGUAGUAGUGUUGUCGAAUGUUGAGUAGCCUCCUUUUUAGAUAAAUAUUUUCGACUAAAAAGCGGAACUUACAUUAGAGAGAGCUUGGUCAAUCGAAAGCAAAGCUGUAAAGGGGCAAUAUGGCGACAGAGCACAAAGGGGUCAUCAAUGAUGCCAGCAAGUCUGGCGAAUUUAUCAGAAAAGAUUCUGUUUUCAGAAAUUUUAUUACUGCCGAUGGGUCAUCUGGUUUAAAAGCAGAACCUGGGAGAUACCACCUCUACGUAUCAUAUGCCUGUCCCUGGGCUCACCGCACCCUGAUAUAUCGCAAACUGAAGGGCCUUGAUGAUGUGAUUUCUGUGAACGUUGUAGACUAUUUCAUGGAUUCGCGAACUGGCUGGAGAUUUUCACCAGGCAGAACUGACUGCACGCCGGAUACAGUUAAUGGGUGUAAUUAUUUGAGAGAAGUUUACCAAACCUCUGACAAGGCCUACGACGGUCGAAUCACAGUUCCAGUGUUGUUUGAUAAACAAACAAAGAAAAUUGUAAACAACGAGUCCAGUGAAAUAAUUCGCAUGUUAAACAGCGAGUUCAACCAGUUUUGUAACAGCAAAGAACAGGUACAGCUGGACUUGUAUCCUGCUCAAUUGCGUAACGAGAUUGAUGAUCUAAACAGCUGGAUUUACCCCAUGAUCAAUAAUGGGGUUUACAGAGCUGGAUUUGCUAGAACUCAGGAAGCAUAUGAUACUGCUGUGAAGGAGGUCUUUGAAGGCCUGGAUAAGGUUGAGUCAAUUUUGAGUACAAAGCGCUUCUUAACUGGUAAUCAAGUGACUGAAGCUGAUGUUCGUUUAUUCACAACCUUAAUACGAUUUGAUCAUGUCUAUCAUGGACACUUCAAGUGUAACAAAAAACGGAUUAUAGAUUAUCCCAACCUCUUUGGCUAUACCAAGGAUCUUUAUCAGCACAAAGGCAUUGGAGAUACAGUUAACAUGUUCCAUAUCCGUCGCCACUAUAUGGAGAGUCAUGAAUCUGUGAACCCGUUUAGAAUUGUUUCUAUUGGGCCUGAUAUUAACUUUAGCACCCCUCACGGAAGAGAGGCUGUUGGCAAGUAACUCCAUCUUGAUGGAAUCAUAUGCAUCAUUGACUAUCAGCCGUUUGACAUUCUUCAAAAUAUUCAAUGAUGACAUUUAUUUAAUUUAUUGCCUUACCUGCACGCAUCAUUUUCCACGCACAAUAUAGAUCAGCUUCAUUCUGAGCCAAAGUAGUAGCAUUGAAAUGCCUAGACCCUUUAUAGAUUACCUUUUCUAGAACCCUGGUGUUCUGUUGCUGGCUCCCAUGCCUUUUAAUAAUGUUAAAAGUAAAUGGCUUUGAAAAAAGCAAACAUUUAGUAAACUAAAGCUUUUCGUCUGACACUCUCCAGAGUUUAAAACGUUAGAACAUAGAUCGAAAACUCUACGCUAAGAAAUAUAUAUACCCAGUUGUGGAUCGAAAUAGGCCAAUCAAAAACACGAGCACAUGACUGUAUAGGUUGACACUUGAAAUUGGAAGAAAAUGAAGAAAAUAAUUUUGAAUUAUUUGUACACAUUUGAAAAGGAAGAAAAUAUCUCCUUGCCAUUUCUAGAUGUUUUGGUUGAAAAAUCUGACACUGGAUUUCUCACUAGUGUAUAUCGUAAACCCACAUGCUCGAUGGAGUGCGUUUUGCCCAAAACAAAGGAAAAUCAGCCUCAUCAAAACGCUUAGACAUAGGGCACUGAUGAUUUGUUCCAAGUCUAAACUCGACUCGGAACUUGAAAAACAACUAAGAUUUUUCUGGAGAACGGCUAUCCAGAAGAUGUUAUUUUAAGUUUACAUUAAGGAGAAGAUAGGAAAUUUCUCGGCUGACGUAAAAUUUGGUCCUCAAAAGUGCCCGGUCUAUCUAAAACUACCCUGGAUCGGUAACAGCUCUCUACGUUUUGAAAGCCAAAUAAAACA
Messenger RNA from Rhopilema esculentum, 1981 nucleotides. RefSeq lists its product as uncharacterized. The record is from RefSeq and is a predicted model, not a curated record. Gene Ontology annotation, molecular function: glutathione transferase activity. Lineage: Eukaryota; Metazoa; Cnidaria; Scyphozoa; Rhizostomeae; Rhizostomatidae. Gene Ontology annotation, cellular component: cytoplasm.